AUGAAGGCUUUUAUCUGUCUCUUGGUCUUGGCCACAAGCGCUAACGCUGGAAUACUUCUUGGAGCACUCUCUGGAGGUGGUGGUGGCGGUGGUGGUGGAGGUGGAUACUCUCAUGGUGGUGGUGGUGGAUACUCUCAUGGUGGUGGUGGCGGUGGAGGACAUGAUCAUGGUCAUGGUCAGGAAGUCAGCAUUAUCAAAGUAAUCCAUGAAGAAUCAUCAGGAGGUGGCGGUGGAUACUCCCACGGUGGUGGUGGCGGCGGCGGUGGAUUUUCCCAUGGUGGAGGACAUGAUCAUGGUCAUGGUCAACAAGAAAGCAUUAUCAGAGUAAUUCAUGAGGAAUCUUCUGGACAUGGUGGUCAUGGUGGACACGGAGGUCAUGGUGGACAUGGCGGUCACGGUGGACAUGUUGGUCAUGGUGGUGAUGCUGGUCCAGCACAAGUCAUCAAAGUAAUUCAUGAAGAAGGUCACUCAAGUGGAGGCGGUUUCUCAAGUGGAGGCGGAUUCUCAAGUGGAGGUUACUCUGGUGGUCAUGAUCAUCAUCAUCAUGUAGAAGCUGCUCCCCAAAUUGUUAAGGUUAUUCACGAAGAUCACGGUAGUUCUGGUCAUUCUGGUCAUUCCGGUCACUCAGGUCACUCCGGACAUGGUUCUUUCUCUGGCCCAGCCCCAGUUGUUCAACAAGUUCAAGUGAUCCAUGAACAAGCUGGAGGUGACAGUGCUGGAUUUGGACAUGGAGGUGGAUUCUCAAGUGGAGGUGGAGGUGGAUACUCCUAUGGAGUCGGUGGACACGAUCACCACGACCAUGGUCAUGGUCAUUCCGGUGGUGGUGCUCAAGAAGUUAAAAUCAUCAAGGUUAUCCAAGAAGAUAUCGGACAUCAUCAUCAAGAAAGUCAUCAUCAUGAGAGCCACGGAUGGGCCUAA
Episyrphus balteatus (marmalade hoverfly) is the source of this 918-nucleotide messenger RNA. RefSeq lists its product as uncharacterized. The transcript is spliced from 2 exons. The record is from RefSeq and is a predicted model, not a curated record. NCBI's taxonomy places the organism in Eukaryota, Metazoa, Arthropoda, Insecta, Diptera, Syrphidae. Bases 1 to 918 code for a protein of 305 amino acids.